ACAUUCAUUCAUAUGUAGAAAGUUGUCAGAGAUUCGAUUCGUUUUGAGCAUUUAUAUACACAACAAAAAUAUAUAGAUUUUUAGUACCGUAAUUUUUUACUUCCAUAAUGGUCUGGCGUCGAUACAAUCUAGUCUGCGGCCUUUGCCUAUGCCUAGCCGAAGUAAUAAUCUUGCUAUGCGUAGUCGUGAAGGACCAAGUCGAUAAGCUCAUGAGGGAACUGCUGGAGCACGUCCGCGUAAAUUGGUGCCCUCCGGUGGUCAAGGAGAAGGAGGACUACUCAACCCAACUCUGGCUAAGCGCCAUUGCUAUCGGGCUGGCCACCGCUUGGUGGACUCGCAGGAAGCUGGCCGCCCAACUGGACGAUGUGAUCCAGCGUCAAGCCUUCAACGAGCACAUGUACAAAUUGCAAUGCUAUCUGUUGACCAAGUUGCGCAAGGAUAUCAAUCGAAUGAAGAAAACGGUAGGCAGGCGCCACAAGCUCACCUUCCGGCAUCACAAAUUGAUCAACAAGUGCAAAGGGCCUUCUCCAGCAAACGCGUGAGCUUUUCAAUUCCAUCUAUGACCUUCUGAAGAGACGACCUUCAUUUUCAUUUAUUUGAUCAACACAUACAAUCUAAAUUUUAAUCUCAAGUUUAUUUCAAGAAAGUACACUACCUAGAGGGACAACGGCAACAAUUCCAACAAUGUAUUAUCCAUUUCAUUCAGCCCAUUCGCAUUGAAUUUCAGCUAGACUCUAGUUUCAACCUAUAAAUGUUACUACUUAAAGCCAUCAUUGCGUACAUUUCAAGCUAGUCCAACAUAUGUUACAAUGUCAACUGUCACACACCCACUGAACCAUCUAAUAUAUUCAAUACGAGCAUCAAA
Messenger RNA from Drosophila mojavensis, 865 nucleotides. RefSeq lists its product as uncharacterized. The record is from RefSeq and is a predicted model, not a curated record. The coding region runs from base 108 to 542 and encodes 144 amino acids. The transcript is spliced from 2 exons. NCBI's taxonomy places the organism in Eukaryota, Metazoa, Arthropoda, Insecta, Diptera, Drosophilidae.